AUGGCGCCGGUCGCGAAGGCGCCGCCAGCCAGGAUCCCUUCUGCGGCGCCCGUGGCCGGACGGUGCCCAAUCCCCCUUCGCGUCGUGCCCCUGCGCAGCGGGCUGCGCCACGCGGGACAGCCCAGCCGAGAUCUGUGCUUGCGGCGGCGGUUCCACGGGAGCAGAACUGGCUGCGGGGGUGCUGGGCUGGUGGCGGCGGUGAGCUCGGCGGACGUCGCGCUGUCGGCGCCUGACGGCUCCAGGCCAUCAAGUGGUUUUUCCUGGUGGGGAUCGCAGAGACUGCAUUCCCCAUUUUGA
This is a messenger RNA of Ostreobium quekettii, 297 nucleotides long. NCBI's taxonomy places the organism in Eukaryota, Viridiplantae, Chlorophyta, Ulvophyceae, Bryopsidales, Ostreobiaceae. The record is from the annotation of a GenBank genome assembly.